AGGCAAGAAGGGUCCUCUUCUUGCUUCCUUCUUAUUCACAUCCCCACCCCCAAACUCUUCCAUGCCUCAUCUCCUUCCUCUCUCCUCUCUCUAGAUUCUGUUCAUAAACUUGUCUUACAAUUCUCACCCUCCCCAAACUAAACAAACACAAAAUGGGUCUCACUUCUCUUCAAGUUUGCAUGGAUUCUGACUGGCUCCAGGAAGCUGAGUCAGGGGGAAGCAUGUUAGACUCGACAACGACUUCUCCAUCAGCAGCCGACAUACUAGCUGCUUGCAGCACUCAACCACAAGUCUCGGCCGUGGCUGUAGCCGCGGCGGCUAUGAUGGACGGUGGAAGGAGGCUGCGUCCACCUCACGACCAUCCUCAAAAGUGUCCUCGUUGUGAGUCAACACAUACUAAGUUCUGUUACUACAACAACUAUAGCCUCUCUCAGCCUCGCUACUUCUGCAAAACUUGUCGCCGUUACUGGACCAAAGGCGGCACUCUAAGGAAUAUUCCGGUCGGUGGUGGCUGCCGGAAAAACAAGAAACCCUCUUCCUCUAAUACUUCAUCCUCCAAAAAGCCGUCCAGUGACCUUAUGGCUUUAGCUCAUUCUCAUCAAAAUUACCAAAAUGCCUCUCUAGGGUUUUCACAUUUUGGUGGGAAUGGGAUGAUGGGGUCUUACACAGCUCCUGACCAUAGUAACGUUGGUUUCUUGGAGAGCAAGUAUGGAAGUUUGUUUUCACAGAGCCCUAGACCUAUUGAUUUCUUGGACGGUAAGUUUGAUCUCAUGGGAGUGAACAAUAAUCUGGUCAUGGUUGAUCAUGGAAGUAACGGAGAUCAUCAACACAAUCAUCACAUGGGUCUAAGUCACGGACUAGGUCUUAACAACAACAACAAUGGUGGUCUCAUGGAUAUCUCUACAUGCCAGAGACUUAUUCUAAAUAAUUAUGACCAUCAUCAUUACAAUCAUCAUGAAGAUAAUCAAAGGGUAACAUCAGUAAUGGAUGUGAAGCCAAGUCCAAAGCUGUUAUCGCUUGAUUGGCAACAAGAGCAAGGCUACUCGGAAGGUAGCGGCAACGGAGGCGGAGGGAGAUCUGACGGUAGUGGGUACGGUGGUGGUGGUGGUUAUAUCAACAGCUUAGGUUCGUCUUGGAAUAGUUUGAUGAAUGGCUAAAUCGUCCACUAAAACAAACUCCUUGGUUUAAUAAACUACUAUGAGCACUUUUUUCUUGUCGUCAUCAACUAGUAGUAGAGAUGCAAUUCAAUUAUAGAUGGGGUGAUUAGCCAGUUUUACUUUCGUAAUUGAUUGCUGAAUAUGAGAGUAAUCUUGAUUAGUGAGUUAAGAAAUUUUUAGUUUUUUGUGUGUUUGUGUGGUUACAAAACUAUUAUAUAUCUUCAGUUUCCAAAAA
Molecule: messenger RNA, 1392 nt
Organism: Raphanus sativus (radish)
Lineage: Eukaryota; Viridiplantae; Streptophyta; Magnoliopsida; Brassicales; Brassicaceae
Product: dof zinc finger protein DOF5.6
Exons: 2
Coding region: 153-1157 (334 amino acids)
Biological process (GO): regulation of DNA-templated transcription
Molecular function (GO): DNA-binding transcription factor activity; DNA binding
Source: RefSeq, a predicted model, not a curated record